Molecule: messenger RNA, 1871 nt
Organism: Camelina sativa (false flax)
Lineage: Eukaryota; Viridiplantae; Streptophyta; Magnoliopsida; Brassicales; Brassicaceae
Product: serine carboxypeptidase-like 11
Biological process (GO): secondary metabolic process; proteolysis
Molecular function (GO): serine-type carboxypeptidase activity; acyltransferase activity, transferring groups other than amino-acyl groups
Source: RefSeq, a predicted model, not a curated record
UAAAGCAUCACCAAACCUCUAUUAUUGGCAUUAAAUAUAUAUAUAUUGUGAAACGCUUUAAGAUGGUAAAGAUCAUUGUUCUAAUCUUUGGAAACUGAGAGAGAAUGAGAUUAACACUACAAUUGCUGCUUCUGCUUCUGUUUACCUUGAAUCAUGUUGAUUCUGGCUCUAUCGUCAAGUUUCUUCCAGGUUUUGAAGGCCCUCUUCCUUUCGAACUCGAAACCGGGUACAUUGGUAUUGGUGAGAAAGAAGAAAUGCAAUUGUUCUACUACUUUAUUAAGUCUGAGAACAAUCCAAAAGAAGACCCUCUGCUUCUCUGGUUAAAUGGAGGACCUGGAUGUUCUUCUAACACUGGCCUCUUUUUCGAGAAUGGACCUCUGGCUUUCAAGUCCGAGGUUUACAAUGGAAGUGUUCCUUCUUUGGUCUCUACUACAUACUCGUGGACAAAGAUGGUGAACAUAAUAUUUUUGGAUCAGCCUGUUAGAACUGGCUUCUCCUACUCCAGAACCCCACUUAUUGAUAAGCCUAGCGACACAGGCGAAGUUAAGAGGAUCCGUGAGUUUCUUCAAAAGUGGCUAAACAAACAUCCACAGUUUUCUUCAAACCCUUUUUAUGCUGCCGGAGAUUCUUAUUCUGGUAUGAUUGUUCCGGCCCUCGUUCAAGAAAUCUCAAGAGGAAAUUAUAUAUGUUGCGAACCUCCUAUAAAUCUACAGGGAUAUGUGCUCGGGAACCCGAUAACACAUUUUGAAGAAGACGAAAAGUAUCGCGUUCCAUUUUCUCAUGGAAUGGGACUAAUAUCAGAUGAAGUAUACGAGUCAAUUAGGAGCGCCUGCAAAGGAAAUUAUUUCAAUGCGGAUCCAAGUAACACAAAAUGUUUGAAACUCGUUGAGGAAUACCAUAAGUGUACCGACAAACUGAAUGAAUUUAAUAUAUUAUUACCAGAUUGCAACAUGACAUCUUCUGAUUGCUUUCUAUAUCCAUAUUAUCUCCUUAGCUUUUGGGCCAACGAUGAGAGUGUUCGCGAUGCUCUUCAUAUUGAUAAGGGGAGUAUAGGAGAAUGGGUGCGAUGUAAUCGGAGUAACCCAUACGACAAGGACAUCAAGAGCAGCGUACCAUACCAUAUGAAUAACAGUAUUAGUGGCUACCGAUCUCUCAUCUACAAUGGUGAUCAUGAUUUGGUGGUUCCUUUCCUUGCAACUGAGGCCUGGAUAAAAUCUCUAAAUUACUCCAUCAUUCAUGAAUGGAGACCUUGGAUGAUAAAAGAUCAAAUCGCUGGAUACACGAGGACUUAUUCCAAUAAGAUGACAUUUGCUACAGUCAAAGGAGGUGGGCACACAGUAGAGAAUAAACCAAAUGAGUCUUUUAUCAUGUUUCAACGGUGGAUUAAUGGCCAACCUUUGUGAUCGAGGGUCAUGGUCUUUAAGUAUACACUAAAAAAAAAUAUGAAACAUGAAAUGUUUGUAUACAUUACAAUUAUCUACUAGUCUACGUGUUUGUCUCUCCCAACAGUUCGACAUGCUUUGGAGGGAGAUAGAUAGUAACCAAUAAGGCAAUAAAGGAGGUACUUGAAGGCUCGUCUUAGGUCUAACUAAGGAGACUACAUGCGACAGACCUAAAAGUUCCUGGUUUAAAAAAAUAAAAACGCAUAAUGCUUUUGUUUGUUGUUAGGUAACAUUUUUGCGUUAUUCAUUUGAUUUGACAUUUUUUUGGAUUAUUUCUUAUGUUCGCAUAGAUUAGUGUUCUAUGUUAUAGUGUUCCUUUCACAUUAACCAGAGGAAAAUCUGUGUUACGCGCCCGGUUACGCAUUUUAGUUUUAAUUUAUUAUUUUGUUGUUUCUUUUAGUAUACAGGUAAAACAACUGAUAAUUUCUU